This is a messenger RNA of Oncorhynchus gorbuscha (pink salmon), 2905 nucleotides long. Its product is annotated as apoptosis regulator BAX-like. Lineage: Eukaryota; Metazoa; Chordata; Actinopteri; Salmoniformes; Salmonidae. Gene Ontology annotation, molecular function: protein heterodimerization activity; protein homodimerization activity; channel activity. Gene Ontology annotation, biological process: mitochondrial fusion; positive regulation of apoptotic process; extrinsic apoptotic signaling pathway in absence of ligand. Gene Ontology annotation, cellular component: mitochondrial outer membrane. The record is from RefSeq and is a predicted model, not a curated record. The coding region runs from base 381 to 995 and encodes 204 amino acids. The transcript has 6 exons.
CAACUAUCUAAAGAAGCUAUCAGCUAGCAAGUUGUGUAUGGUAGUCAGUUUCCACACGGACACAUUAGCGUGAGGACCCAUAUUAACAAUGCGCACGCGCGGAUUGUCUGCUCGUCUGCUCUCCGCUUUCAUUCGACUGUUCAGUCUUAUUGUCGUCAGAGGCCAUUCCUAAUUUUUUUGUGUUUUUGAUUCUGCAUAUUGUCUCAAAGGAAUGCCAUAUUUUCUUAAUAGAGAUAAAACAGCAACAACCAUCGUCUGUCAAAUAGAGCUAGAAUAGUUGUAUCCUGUUAUAAGAGAAUAACUACAGUUACUAUACUGAAGUUUUCUGAAGUUACAGCUCGCUAGCUAACGUUAUUGUUCGGGCUGGGUGUGGACUGCCAAUGGCUUGUGUAGAGACAUCAGAUGACAGAGUAGGAGAGGUCCUGCUGAAAAGAGUGAUGCAGGAGCAGCUGGAUGAGGUGUUGUCAUCAGAGGUCCCAGUAGUGGUCUCCGCAGAAACCCAGGAAUUGGAGAGUGAGCAGGAGCAGAAGAUGGUGUUACAGCUGGCUGUGAUGAUACGUACCAUCGGAGACGCCUUCAAGGAGAACAGGGAGCUGGACGACAACAGUGUGAUAGAUGGAAUGGUGGGGCAAAUGACCAGCAAGACCAGCUACUGGAAUUUGGUAGAAAAGGUAUUUGAGGACGGUCAAGUCACCUGGGAGAGAAUUGCUGUGCUGUUCUACGUAGCAGGGAGGAUAGCUGUCAAGGUGGUGAUUGCUCACCUCCCCGAGUUAGUGAAGGACAUUCUGAAGUGGACACUGGAGUACUUCAGAAGCAAAUUACUGGACUGGAUCCAGAAACAUGGAGGAUGGAUGAACAGUUUCGCUGCGCUGGCACGUGUACAGGUGGAGAGGAUAUCCUCUAUGAGCGCCCGGUCCUCAGGGCUCAUCCUGGUCUUCCUCGGAGGUGUCAUAAUGGGUAGUGUUAUCACCUGGAAACUGGCCAGGAGGACCUGACACACACACAUACACAGUCCCACUCCGGUUCAAACGCAAUUGUUUGACGUGCACACACACACACACACACAAAUACAUUUGUUUACCUAGUCUAUGUAUUAUUAGUUACCUACCUUCAGGUUUGCUCCGGAUAAAUAAGAUGACCAGAUGCUGCUGGAAGUGGUGUUGGAGAGCCAAUAGGAAACACUCUUUCCUCUGGUCUAAAACAAAAAUGUCCCAGUGCAAAGAUUGGGGACAUUGCCCUCUGUCGGGUGCCAUCUUUUGGAUGGGACGUUAAAACGGGUGUCCUGACUCUGUGGUUAAUAAAGAUCACAUGGCACUUAUCGUAAGAGUAGGGGUGUUAACCCCGGUGUCCUGGCUAAAUUCAUCUGGCCCUCAUACCAUCAUGGCCACCUAAUCAUACCCAGCUUCUAGUUGGCUCAUUAAUCCCUCUUCCCUGUAACUAUUCCCCAGAUCGUUGCUGUAAAUGAGAAUGUGUUCUCAGUCAAUUUACCUCAACUUAAAUCAAAUUAAACUUUUUUUUUUAUCAGUGCCUUCAGAAAGUAUUCACACCCCUCAACUUUUUCCACAUUCUGUUGUUACAAAGUGGGAUUAAAAUGGAUUUAAUACUUUUUUUCCCAACACAAAAUACUGUAUUACAUCUCUGCACCUAUAAAAAGAGAGCCAUCUGUACUGCUAUUUUAGUUUUCAGUUAAUUUGAUUGAUUAUUCUCUCAUCAUUGAUUUCAUGUACUUAUCUCAGCAAUUUCAGGGUUUUCUGUAUAGUUAUCUAAUGUUGGUUUGGCAUAUUAUUCUGUUUUAAUGUUACCAAAUCUUCUUAAACACUACUGUUGCUCACAGAGUGAGUCCACGCAAUUUAUUUUGACUUGUUAAGCACAUUUUUACUCCUGAGCUUAUUUAGGCUCGCCAUAACAAAAGGGUUGAAUACUUAUUGACUCAAGACAUUUUUAAUUCAUUUGUAAAAACAAAAUAUCUCAAAACAUAAUUCUCCUUUGACACAAAAUCUCAAUGUAAUCCAUUUCAAAUUCAGGCUGUAACAUAAAGGGAUGUGAAUACGUUCUGAGGGCACUGUAUAUAUUAACCUACAGUCAUGAAACCAAAGUGUUGGGGCAGAGCUCAGUACAUUUUGUGUCACUACCCUUACGGAAAAAACAUGAAUUUCACAUUUUUAAUGUGAUCUUAUGGGAAGUUAAUAUGACAACAUGUAAAAGCAACAUGUGAUAAUAUGAAAUUGCACAUUUGGAACAUUUCAACAUGUGAUACCAUGAAACUACACCUCACAACAUUUGAAAGUUUUUCACAUGUGAAAGUCAAAAUGUGAUUUUCACAUAUGAAACUGCAAUUCAGAUGUGUGGUGAAAACAUGUUAUUCUCACAUGUGAAAGGUGGUGUUAACAUGUGAACUCUGUAUUGAAUACAUGUGAACAACUGUCCUCGCAUGUGUCUCUUUUGUUUUCAAAGGUGAAAAUUUCAGCUCAACAUGUGAACAGUUAUUUCACGUGUAUAUACGAUUUUAAAUGUGAAAAUAUGAUUUUCACAUGUGAAACUGCAAAUAAAAUAAAACUGUAUGUCAUCACAUGAAGUGUUCCAAAACCACAUGGUUUCAAAUGUUACAAAUGUUAAAAUGUUACAUGUGGAAAUUUCACAUGUGAAAUCAUGUGUUUUUUCCUGUAAGGGUAUAGCAUCAUGUUUGUUGGUAUCCUGCUAGACUAGGGUAUCUGUGCCUGAAAUGAGAAACCAGUGUAAGCCUAACAGACAGACAAUCAUGUUAUGUGAUUGUUGUUUUUUACAGAAAGGUCAUAUUAUUUUUCAAUACAAUAUUUUACAGAAAUAACACAUGAAUACCGAUUUGAUAUUUUUGAAGUUUAUAAAAAUGUAUGAAACAUGUAUUUUGAAUAAAAAACAUUUGGGA